This is a messenger RNA of Rhagoletis zephyria (snowberry fruit fly), 1383 nucleotides long. Lineage: Eukaryota; Metazoa; Arthropoda; Insecta; Diptera; Tephritidae. The record is from RefSeq and is a predicted model, not a curated record.
AUGGUCGAGGAGGAUCAGGGUGGUGACGAUCAGAUGGGCACUGGAAGUCCGCCCACUCCUGCAGUAGAAGACGCCCACGGCGGCCUGCUCAAGUUGGACGUCGGCGGCGGCGGUGAGGUGCUGCAGGCGGAGGGCUACCGACUCAGUGAAAAGAAGCUCGCCUCGGCGAACGCCACCCGCCGCUGCAGCAGCGAGGGCGCCUGGGAGCUGCAGGCCGACUACAGUCGCUGUGGGCUCGAGUCGCGCCGACUGUUUGCCCUCUCCCCCGACCUGCUGCUGAAGAUCUACGAGAUGCGGGAGAAGAUGAUCACCAGCAAGUACACGUACUACCGCGAGGCGGACACCUUCUUCGUGGAGUGCGUCGAUCGGGUGCUGUCGCAGCCGCCCAGUCAGCUACCGCGCCCCUUCUGCGACCGCACCUUUGACGGCUGGACCUGCUUCAAUGACACGCCCGCCGGCGAUGUGGUCCACUUUCAGUGUCCCUACUUUGUCUACGGCUUCAAUCAUCAUAACCAAGCCCACAAGACCUGCACCGCCGAUGGGACGUGGAAGGUGCACAGCCAGACGCUGGUCUCCUGGACCAACUACUCCUCCUGCGUGGACAUGCACGACUUUAAGUUUCGCAAGCUGGUCAUCAACUUUCACAUUGCCGGCUACUCGAUCUCGCUGCUGGCGCUGCUCAUCUCGCUGAGCAUCUUCAUUAGCUUCAAGUCACUCUCCUCACAAACGCGCAUUCGCAUUCACAAGAACUUCUUUGUCAGCUUCAUCAUCAACAACUUUAUGUGGAUCAUCUGGUACUUCGCCAUCACCGACCAGACGAUGCUCUCCGAGAACGGCCUCUACUGUCAGUGUCUGCACGUCGCCCUGCACUACUUUCUCCUCUGCAACUACUUUUGGAUGUUCUGCGAGGGCCUCUACCUGCACACCAUCCUCGUGGUGGCCUUCGUCUCCGAGGAGAAGAUCCUCAAGUGGUUCUACCUCAUCGGCUGGGGCAUACCGGCGGUCUUCGUCGCCGCCUACGCCCUCCUCCGGGGCAACUCGCCCGACACUGCCAACUGCUGGAUCGACGAGAGCAAGUACACCUGGAUACUGAAUGUGCCCGUGGUCAUGUCCUUUGUGCUGAACAUCUUCUUUCUCAUCAACAUUGUCCGGGUGCUGAUAACGAAGCUGCAGGCGGUCAACACUGCCGACACUCACCAGACGAGGAAAGCCGUCCGCGCCACGCUGAUACUCAUUCCCCUGCUGGGGCUGCACUUCAUUCUCACGCCCUUUCGCCCGGAAACGAACGGCAUGACGGCGCAGGUGUACGAGAUCUUCUCCGCUCUCGUCUCCUCCUUACAGGGAUUCGCAGUGGCAAUGCUCUUCUGCUUCUUCAACGGCGAG